Molecule: messenger RNA, 1498 nt
Organism: Castor canadensis (American beaver)
Lineage: Eukaryota; Metazoa; Chordata; Mammalia; Rodentia; Castoridae
Gene: Rarres1
Product: retinoic acid receptor responder 1
Molecular function (GO): metalloendopeptidase inhibitor activity
Source: RefSeq, a predicted model, not a curated record
CCGAGCCCGGCUCCGUCGAGCGCCCCGCCAGCCGCCCGCGUCCAUGCAGCCCCGCCGGCAACCGCCGCCCGCGCCCCGGCCCGGCGCCCCGCUGCUCGCGCUGCUGCUGUUGCUGGCCGUGCCGGCGGCGCGCGCGGAAGGGCCGGGGCGGCCGCAGGACGCGGGGCUCCCACGCGGGAUCCUGCAGCAGGCGGCGCGCGCGGCGCUGCACUUCUUCAACUUCCGCGCCGGCUCGCCCAGCGCCCUGCGAGUGCUGGCCGCCGUGCAGGAGGGCCGCGCGUGGGUUGAUCCAAAAAAGGGAUGUAAAGUUGACCUGGUGUUUAGCACAGAGCACUACAACCCAGAGGAAGGUGAGGAUCGUUUGGGGAAAUGCUCUGCUCAGGUGUUUUUCAAGAACAAGAAGCCCAAACCAGCCAUCAAUGUAACCUGUACUAGGCUCAUUGAGAAACAGAAACAGCAACAAGAGGAUUACCUGCUUUACAAACAGAUGAAGCAACUUAAGAACCCCUUGGGCAUCGGCAGCAUACCUGAUAGUCAUGGACAUAUCGAUCCCUCACUGAGACCCAUCUGGGACUUGGCUUUUCUUGGCAGCUCUUACGUGAUGUGGGAAAAGACCACCCAGUUGUUACACUACUACUUGGCUCAGCUCAGUAGUGUGAAGCAGUGGAAAACUAGUGCUGGUGCAAUUGAUUUUGAUUAUACUGUUCUGCUUCAUGAAUUCUCAACACAGGAAAUUGUUCCCUGUCGUAUUCACUUGGUCUGGUACCCUGGCAAACCACUGAAAGUGAAGUACCACUGUCAAGAACUGCAGACUCCAGAAGAAGCCUCUGGAACUGAGGAAGGAUCUGCCAUGGCACCAGCGGAGUUUAGUAAUUUCUAAAAAUAAAAAACAAUGUGGGCUGAGGGUAUGGCUCAAGUGGCAGAGCACUUGCCUAGAAAGCAUGAGGCCCUGAGUUCAAACCCCAGUAUCACCACCACCACCAAAAAAAAAAGAUCUGCUUAUACCAAACUCUAGACAAAAUGACUCUCCUAGCCUAAAUCAUUACUCCAGCACAAGAGCUAAGGUCUAGCAUUCUAGUAACUUAAGAAAGCCCAGGGUUACGAGUAAACAUUUCAACAGUUAAAAGACAGGAUUGGUGUUCAGUUGGUCUGCUUGAGUUUUGACUCUGGAAGUGUGCACAUCCUGACCUCUGCUCAGAGCUAAUCAGUAUCAGCACAUUCCUUGAGGUUUUAGUCCUAGAAGUAAAAACCUAGUCCAUUAGUAUAUGCUGCAAAUGGAUCCGUAAUUAUCUUUCAAAGGUGGUUUCAUCUCUGAAUUUGUGUUUCUUAAUAUUUUGAACAUACUACAGCUAUUUUAUGUUGCUAAAUUGCUCCUACCAAUAUGUCAACAAAUGUAUUUCAAUGCAAGCAAAUAUUAACUGUUUAUGAAAUUUUAGUAUAUUUUAUAAUUUCAGGCAAGUACUCCUUUUAAAUUGAUUUGACUUAAAUAAAUGUUUAU